AUGAAAUUUUGGGUCAAAGCCAUCACAGACGAUAAUGUUCAAGAGCAACUUCUUGUGAAUGCAAGUAAUUCCAAUGAACUUGCGAGAGAAUUGAGUGCCCUUCUUCACACACAUGUGACUAGGAUGUCUGUGACGGAUUUCCAAUCUCAGGUUCUGGAUAAGAUUAGCAGUGGAGCGGAUAUUAUUACAGUUAAAAUAUUUACAGCCAAAACAACAGGACAACCUUCAGAGAUGGAUGGUAGUUUUACACAAUUCGAUGUACGUACUCAACGUGGUACACCCGCACAAUCCGAUAUUUUCCAAAUGUCUUAUAGAGAUGAGGAAGAUUGGAUAGGAUCCUCACGUAGUCCUAGCAUAACAGAUUCAGUUCCACGUGUGCGUCCAAGUAUAUCAUGUCGAUUAACAUUAGAUGUACCUUCUAUUGAUCGUAUUUGUUUAUGGCGUGAUGAUAUUGAAUUAUUAUUAAAUGAAUCUCAUGGAGGGGCUUAUCAUGAUGUAGUUCGUGGUUGUUUUGCACGUAUUCGUGAAAAACACAAUUAUAAUCUUUAUCAAAUUGUAAAACCAGUAAAUAAUGUGGAGUUAUUAUUAGACUUCAUUUAUUACGAAGAAAUACGACGUACAGAAGUUGUAAGUAAUGCAGUUCCUGUUCAACAGGAAAUAAAUGCUUGGGGUAAAAAAAUGAUAACAGCUUCAAGACCAUUUGUAACUAUUGGGUUUAUCGCCGCAAAGGUAGGAGAUAUUGAUUCAGCAAUACGAUCUGCAAAAGCGGCAACAGAGGAAAUAUCUAUACAAACAUUAGCUGCAGCCCCACCACCAACACCACCUGCAAAUAGAAUAGGUAAAUAUGGACGAAGAGGUAGAAAUACUAUUAUUUCUCAACCUCGUGUUUUUUCUUAUGUUUCUCAAGGUCCAAUACUUUUAAAAACAAAUGAUACACUUUUACAUGCUCAGUUAAGUGUUGUGGAAGAACCUGAAAAAUCUGAUUUUGAGUUUGUUCUCUUUGCAACUCGUCAUGCUAAUAGUACUAAAAAGAAACCUCGUUUAUCAGAUUUUUCAGGUUGUAUGAUUACUUUACCUAAAGAACAUUUUUCAGGAGUUGUAAAAGAUAGAGAUGUAACAGAGAAAGGGUAUGAAAUCUUCUGUUCACCACAGCGAUGGGAUUGUCAUUAUGUAAGUUUAGGUCAAAUUAGACCUUCUGUAGAUGAUACACCUUAUUAUGAUGAUGCUAAUAAUUUACAACAAGAUUUUACUUUACUUUCUGGAAGAUUUAUGACAGGAUUAUUUGAUACACCAAUAGUUAUUACAUUACCUAUUCCUCUUUGGGCUCAGGUAGAAGGAUAUUCUGCUUAUAUUCUUCGUCCUCAUUUGGUAGUUCAUAAAGAUAAACUUCAUGUUUUUUAUCUUAUUCGAACCUCAGAAGUUCAUUCAUCACCUCGUUCAAGUGUAUCUCAUGGAAAUAUGAUAGAUGCAAAUAAUUCUCUUCUUUGUAAUGCUGGUUCUCCUGGUAAUACCAGUACUGAAAAUAAAGUAUUACCACCAGAAGGAUCUAAAGCAUCUCCAGGAUGUAAUUCUCAUAACGGUAGUUUUCAUAGUGCACCAAUAACAGAUAUUUAUCAUUAUGGACUUGCUCAUGCUGUUUCUUGUGAUCCUAAAAUGCGUACAUGGCAAAUCAUAUCUGAAAAAACUCCUUUACUUUCAUGUUCUUGUACUAUUCCAGUAUUUACAGUAGCUUCUACUUCUCCAUGUGAUGCUAUGCGGGAUGUUAGUAUUAAUGUUGGAGCUGGUGUAUCUUCUUCUGCUUCUUCCUCAGAAAAAGUACUACAAAUACUUUGGUAUGAAGAAGAAAGUCCUUUACAACGUUCAAAUAUCUCACUUCGUCCUUCUCCAUGUUCAAUAAUGUCGUUAAGCACUAGUUUGAGCAAUCGUGUUGCCUUACCAUUUGAGCGUUGGGUGAAUUCACAUGAAGAUACACUAUCAGAUGCUUGGGUACGUGAACCCAGUUUCUCUACUGUUCGUAUAGACGCAGAUUCGGCAAAAUCAGGUGUGGCUUCUCUCUCAUUAUGUGAACAUGAUGGUGUUGUCAUGGCGGCUUGGGUGCAGAUGGAUACACACUCACGAUCUACAUUGACGGUGGUGCCUUUGACUUCCGAACCAUAG
This is a messenger RNA of Trypanosoma theileri, 2157 nucleotides long. RefSeq lists its product as uncharacterized. The record is from RefSeq and is a predicted model, not a curated record. Gene Ontology annotation, molecular function: DNA binding. Bases 1 to 2157 code for a protein of 718 amino acids. The transcript has a single exon. NCBI's taxonomy places the organism in Eukaryota, Euglenozoa, Kinetoplastea, Trypanosomatida, Trypanosomatidae.